Messenger RNA from Sphenostylis stenocarpa, 198 nucleotides. The record is from the annotation of a GenBank genome assembly. Lineage: Eukaryota; Viridiplantae; Streptophyta; Magnoliopsida; Fabales; Fabaceae.
AUGGAGAAGAAGAUAAGGUUAAAGAAGACGUUAAGAAAGGAGAAGAAGUUAAGGAUGGAGAAGACUAUAAGGCUAAAGAAAAUAAAAGAAGUUAAGGAUGGAGAAGAAGUUAAGGAAGGAGAAAAAUUUAAGGAAGGAGAAAAAACUAAGGAUGGAGGAAAAGUUAAGAUAGGAGAAGAAGUUGAGGAUGAAGCAUAA